Clunio marinus is the source of this 225-nucleotide messenger RNA. The record is from the annotation of a GenBank genome assembly. Lineage: Eukaryota; Metazoa; Arthropoda; Insecta; Diptera; Chironomidae.
AUGUUUCUCAUUAAUAAAUCAACAAAUUUUGUACAAAGCUUGAAACUGAUACUUUGCGACUUCGACCCUAUUUCUACACAAACAACUAUAGAGAAAUAUUUCCAGAAAGAGAUUUUCAUUCAUCCUCUUCAUGUUGUUGAUGAAACUUUAAUUCAGUCGCCAAGAAGAAAAAGAAAAGAAAAGUCACAAAAGAAGCUGACGAUGUUAAAGCAUCUUAAGAACUGA